Laetiporus sulphureus 93-53 is the source of this 675-nucleotide messenger RNA. Its product is annotated as Dor1-domain-containing protein. Gene Ontology annotation, cellular component: COG complex. Gene Ontology annotation, biological process: intra-Golgi vesicle-mediated transport. The transcript has a single exon. The record is from RefSeq and is a predicted model, not a curated record. The coding region runs from base 1 to 675 and encodes 224 amino acids. NCBI's taxonomy places the organism in Eukaryota, Fungi, Basidiomycota, Agaricomycetes, Polyporales, Laetiporaceae.
AUGCAGCGAGCUACCUCGCAGAACUCACCUCUCUUCCUCUCGCUGAAUUGCAAGCUCAGCCGACCGAAAUUAUCAUCAUCAUCGGCACAGCUCACGAACGCCCUUACCACGCUCUGCUACACGUCAUAUCCGACCUUUCUAUCGAUUCAUGCAACGAUCUCCACGCUAACGUCCUCCCUGUCAUCGCUAUCCUCGUCCUUGGAUGCUCUCAUCUCGUCUCUUCCAGCCCUCGAAAACUCUGCGCGUUCUUUCGCCGAAGACACGCGCGAAAUCCAAAAGGAGCGACGCAAGGCCGCAUUCGUCCUCGAGCACCAUGACAAGCUCUACGACGUGCUGUCCCUUCCCCUCCUGCUCGAUUCCUGUGUUCGGAACCACAGCUAUACCGAUGUCCUCCUCGCAAACCACUCCAAUUCCCUCUCCCAGCGCUUUCCCUCCAACCCGCUCGUGCAGUCCGUCAAGGCCGAAUGCGACGCGCGUGUGCAGGCGAUGCUCGGCCAGCUUCUGCGCAUGCUCAUCGAGCAGGCCAAGCUCCCCGGGCUCUUCCGCGCGGCUGGCUUCCUCCGCAAGAUGGACGUGCUCACAGAGCCUGAGCUCGCGCUCGCGUUCCUCACUGGACGCGGCACGUACCUUGAAAGCCUCUUCAAGACUGUUGAGAUCGAGAAGAAGGCGAUUUAA